Teleopsis dalmanni is the source of this 996-nucleotide messenger RNA. RefSeq lists its product as uncharacterized. NCBI's taxonomy places the organism in Eukaryota, Metazoa, Arthropoda, Insecta, Diptera, Diopsidae. The record is from RefSeq and is a predicted model, not a curated record. The transcript has 2 exons. Gene Ontology annotation, molecular function: nucleic acid binding; zinc ion binding. Bases 1 to 996 code for a protein of 331 amino acids.
AUGAAUUCACACCUACAUGCAUUGAGCAAGCUGGGCAGCAAGGAACAAAUUGCUGAUGGUCUCAUAGUACAUCUUGUUUCGCAAAGGCUAGAUCCUGCAUCUCAAGCAAAAUGGGAAGAAAAGGCUUCAAUUGAUGCAAUACCUACGUGGGAUCAAAUGGCAGAUUUUCUUGAUAAAAGAUGUAAAACUUUGGAGCAUGUUGAUUACGCCACGAAAUUUUCAGCACAUAACAAAACUAAGCAAAUCAAUCUCCAUCCAAUUGCCAGAAAAGUGUUCAUAGCAACAAACUCAAAGGGAUGUACAUUUUGUGGAAGUGGUGAUCAUUUCAUUUACUCCUGUUGUCAAUUUACAAAUCUUUCUCCAAAACUUCGUCUAACUGAAGCCAGAAAACUUAGCCUUUGUUUAAAGUGUCUAAAAAAGGGACAUCAAUUAAAACAAUGCAAGUCUUCGUUUUGUCGUAUUUGCUCAAGACCUCACCACACGCUCUUGCAUUUAAAUGAUCGUAUUAAUGACAGUACCUUUUCUUCAUCUAAUGAUGUACCAAUAGCUAAUCCGACGUCAAAUACUAAAUCUAAAGUUGAAUGUGUGCUUCUUGCAACUGCAAUCAUAUUAAUAAGAAAUCGUGCUGGCUCUUAUAUACCAUGCCGUGCUCUUCUGGAUUCAGCAUCGCAAUUACACUUUAUUACAAAAUCACUUGCCAACACACUUCAACUUAAAACAACAAAAUGUGCCACAGUAAUAUCAGGUAUUACAGAUAGAGAUUUUGUCGCUGACAACACUACUGAGUUAUCCAUAAAAUCACGUUUUGGCAAUUACACCAGUAGCAUCACCGCAGUGAUUACUUCUAAAAUUACUAAUCAACAUCCCAGCACAAAUGUUAAUACAACUGAUUGGAAUAUUCCAAAAAAUCUUCAACUAGCUGAUCCAGCAUUCUAUAAAUCACAACGUAUUGAUAUUCUUAUUGGUGCAGCUCUCUUUUCGAUCUACUAUGUAUAG